This is a messenger RNA of Aspergillus steynii IBT 23096, 483 nucleotides long. RefSeq lists its product as uncharacterized. The transcript has a single exon. Bases 1 to 483 code for a protein of 160 amino acids. NCBI's taxonomy places the organism in Eukaryota, Fungi, Ascomycota, Eurotiomycetes, Eurotiales, Aspergillaceae. The record is from RefSeq and is a predicted model, not a curated record.
AUGGUCUCUACCGCCACCACCACUGGUCCCGCUGCCAGCAGCACGAGCUGUGGAUCGUCGGCGCAAUAUGAACUCCCCGUGAAAGACGCUGCCUGCGGUGUCCCCAAUACGAACAAAUAUAAACCUCUCCUUGAGAAGUGCGUCCAACCGGCCGGGGUCCUCGCUUACAAUCACGAUUGUGCCGUAUACGGGCUGGCGGUCGAUCAGUCCGUCCAGGAUCUCACCGACUGCUUGUAUGACGCCGGCGUAGCCUGGAAAGACGUCUGGUGCUACGGCGAUACCAAUGCCACGGCCACAGCCACUUCCUACCCGACGGCCACUACGACCUCCAGCAAGACUCGCACCGCCAGCUCCUCGUCCGCCAGCUCCACGGAAACGUCGGCGGCUACGUCGGUGCACGCCUCCAAGGGCCCGAUCAACUUGCCGUCCGUCGUGAUCCUUUCAACCCUUCUCGCGUCUGUUGCUCUGCUUAGCUUGCAGUGA